CUCUCUCUCUUACUCGGCCAGGUAAGAAAACUUGGUGAGCUUUACUGUCACCUGGUCGGCCUCACAAAUCCCUAGGUACUUUGCAGUGGCUCGUGACAGAGUUUCUGAGCUCCAGGAGGGGUCACCACAGCCAUGGCCGAAUCCCAGCUGAUGUGCAUGGAGGACGGCCACAUAGGAGCCAAGAUCCCGGAGUCCAAACCCGAAUUUUACUACAGCGAGGAGCAGCGCGCUGCCAUCGAGGAGCUCCUCAAGAAUGGUGACGGCGCCUUCAAAACGCGACUCCAGGAUGACAACAUGAAAGACUUUUUGUCGGCCAGAGAAGUCAAACUGUUUGUGAACACUUUCAGAAAGUACGACUCGAUGGGCGAUGACAGCAACAAGGCGUCGCCGUCCAAGUCCGCGCAGGGAGGCGCCGGCACCGACGUGGACUCGGGGGUCCACUCCACUUACUGGCCCCAGAUGUCGGACACUGAGGUCCCGCCGCUGGACAUCGGCUGGAGUGGCGGGGGGCUGUUCAAAGGGGUGACCCGGGUGGCCGUGCACACACACCCGCCCAAAGAAAACGGACCUCACAUCAAGGAGGUGGUCCGGAGGCUCAUCCAGGAGGCCACAAAGCUGAUAGCGAUAGUGAUGGACGUAGUCACAGACACUCAGAUUCUGCAGGAUCUGAUGGACGCAGCCUCCCGUCGCUCUGUGCCUGUUUACAUCCUGUUGGAUAACCAGGGUGUACCGCACUUCCUGGAUAUGUGCUCCAGGCUGCAGAUUGGCGCACAGCACCUUCGGAAUAUGCGAACCAGAUCACUUCAGGGAAUCGGCUUCGGCUUGUCUUUUGGGAAACUUCCUGGCGCGCUCUGCUAUAAGUACAUGCUGGUGGACGGGGACAAGGUCAUGUUUGGAUCAUACAGUUUCUCGUGGGGUACAUCUCGUAUGGACCGGAACAUGAUCACUGUGAUGACGGGGCAGGUGGUUGACUUCUUUGACCGGGACUUCCGUGAGCUUUACGCUGUCUCUGAAAACCUGGACCUUUACAAAGAGUUUCACGUGAGCCCACCUGCUCCUAACAUGACGCUACGCUCCAGAGCGGAGUCCAAACGCCCGCCUUUACCAGCGACCACAUCCCGCUUCCAGGUUACAUUGGGGGAGUCACGGAAAGCUAAUAUCCAGGUGCCUGCACACAAAUACCACAACCCCAAAUACUUGCUGGCAUUUGGGGACAUGCCAAGACGUCCGACGGGGUCUCUGCAGGAGCGGGGACCCAAGAGAGGCUCAGUUCUGGCUGUGGCUCCUGAGGAGAUGGACCCAGAAAGGCCACGACUGGCCAGCAGUGAGAAGAUGGAUCGCUUUAAUCCGUUGCCCACAGAAUCCCCACCCGAAAGUUUCACGACGCCCAACGGAGUCAAGCAAGAAAAGAACAAGUGGCUCACUUGGAAGAAGAGAUUCUCAAGGGGGAAAUCAGCCAGCAAGCUUUCGGUUAACAGCCAGGCAGAGGGCAGUUCCCCUACACCCACAGAAACCAAUCGGACAGACGAGAAUGAGGACAGCUUUGAAGUUAUCGUGAAAUCUCCGUCCAAGUGGAAGAGUAAGAAGUCGUCCAAACUGAGUCGGAACACAAGCUCUUUGCAAGCUGUCAACACUGCACAGGACAAUAAGAGUGUUAAGAGUCUACGUAGACCAAAAGAAGGCUGUAAAGUGUCCUGAGGACUGCAGAACGGAGGAACACGUUCUUAAAAAGAAUUAUGCAGCGACUUCCCCAAUACUGAUGUCGAAAGAUGUGCAAUACUCUGCGUGCUUUACCCAGAACCUUACAGAAAGACCAAAUGAAUGUACAAUCCUUCAGGUACUGCAAGAUGCAGUUUUUAAAAAUGUUUUUCUCAUAUGUUUGUUAAUCAUAGUGUUGUGGGAAGUCUUUUAUUCCCCCUGUCCGGUUCAGAGAGGUUUGAUGAGAUUUUUCGAUCACUUGCAUCUUGUUUGCUCUUGUAGAGGCGCUUAUGGGAUGUGGGGCUGACUGCAGGGGCUGAUACUGACUGUGUGGUUCUGUAGAGUCUGUUUGAGAACUCUAAAUGUGAAAUCCUCUUCAGCUGACAUACAGAAAAAAGUUUUCUGAGUUUACAAAUCAAACACCAAACGUCCAAAUGAGCGUGAGUGAGAAACUGAUGAUGAGCAACCUGAAGCGGGACUUGGCCAGAUCUUGGAUUAUUCCUAAUUUUGCACAGAGAAAUUUUGUUUCUAAACAAAAGUAAGAGUGAAUAACUAUUGCUUUAUGCCAUCCCUUCAGUGAGAUGGUAUGCAGUAUGUGUAUACUACUACUACUAGGACUGCCAACCUUUUUUGUCUUUUUAUGUUGUCGUUUAUCUGUAAAAGAACCUUACAGAGAAUUUAUGUCUGAUAUUUGAUGCAGUAAGAAGUUGUGGGACCUCUCGUGCAUUGUGCGUAAUAAAUCGUUUCAGAUAAGGAAAA
Messenger RNA from Scatophagus argus, 2457 nucleotides. Its product is annotated as protein FAM83F-like. The record is from RefSeq and is a predicted model, not a curated record. Bases 133 to 1698 code for a protein of 521 amino acids. The transcript has 5 exons. NCBI's taxonomy places the organism in Eukaryota, Metazoa, Chordata, Actinopteri, Scatophagidae.